Molecule: messenger RNA, 1148 nt
Organism: Drosophila arizonae
Lineage: Eukaryota; Metazoa; Arthropoda; Insecta; Diptera; Drosophilidae
Gene: Tsp42Ee
Product: Tetraspanin 42Ee
Cellular component (GO): plasma membrane
Source: RefSeq, a predicted model, not a curated record
UUUCGUCGUGCUCUGGUCAAUUCAAAAACAGUUCUUCAACGAGUCGGACGUGUCGUGCGCGUGUUGCUUUAAAUAGUAAAAGAUAAUUUGAAUCGGAAAAGGAAACAAACAAUUAAGCAAAAUGGAUUGUGGAACAUCUAUGGUUAAAUAUAUACUCUUUAUAUUCAAUACCAUUGUGUCGAUUAUUGGCAUUUUGGGCAUUGUGUUUGGCGUGAUUAUACUGCAGAGCGUUGGCACCAUUGAGGUCAAUGGCCAGACCGGCUUCCCACCUCAGGCAGCGAUGCCCAUCCUGAUGAUCACCCUUGGCUCUCUGGUAGUGUUCAUCUCGUUCCUGGGCUGCUGCGGUGCCAUUCGCGAAUCUGUGUGCAUGAUGAUGAGCUAUGCCGUCUGUCUGUUGGUCCUUCUCAUUCUUCAGCUUACAAUUGUUGUACUGUUGUUCACUAACAAGGAGAAGUUCGAUACUGCCAUGGGUGAAGUGAUUGACAAGGCCUGGGCUUCGCCGGAAGCCCGUGAGGGCGGUGUAUUUGAUGCCAUUCAGAAAUCGCUUCAUUGCUGCGGCAGCAACGGUGCUCAGGAUUACGUUUCAUUGAGCUUCUUUAACAGCGGACUUCCUUCUAGCUGCUGUGAUGGAACUUGCACUAAUCCAUUGAACAUUUAUGGUGGCUGCCGUGCUAAGUUUGUUGAUUUCAUGUCUGGCAGCUCCGAGAAGGCCAAAUACGUCGGUCUGGGUCUCAUUGUUGUUGAGCUGGUUGGCUUCAUCUUCGCUUGUUGCUUGGCAAAUAAUGUGCGCAACUACAAGCGCCGCAAUGGUUACUAAAUCAAGCAUUUAAAUACAACGCAACCAUAUAUAUACACACACUCACACAUACAUUCUCAUUAACUCUAUAAUAUGUAUUGCCGUACAACGCACACAGAGUAAAAGAAAACAAAAAUAAUGUGAAAUAUUGGAAAUAUAUUCGAUGUAAACCAUUUGGUUACAAAAAUAUUUAAGUUAUUUGUUUAAACAAGAAAAAUGAAACUAUUUUGCAAAAAAAUGAAUUAUAACUAAAAAUCGAGUAUAAACUAGUGUAAGCGCUUAAAUAUUGUCCAAAUAUUACUUUCAUAACAAAUUGCUCUUUUUAAUUACCUAAAAAGUAAAAAAAAAAAAC